AUGGCACCCUCGCACAUUUCAUUUCUCCUCCUAGUUCUACUACUAGCCAACAAAGUUGUAGCAAAGGUUCCGGCAGUCAUAGUGUUCGGAGACUCCUCCGUCGAUGCUGGGAACAACAACCAGAUUCCCACCAUUGCCAGGAGCAAUUUCCAGCCUUACGGCCGUGAUUUCACUGGUGGCAAGCCAACUGGGAGGUUCUCCAAUGGUCGAAUACCGACGGACUUCAUCUCCAAAGCUUUCGGACUCAAACCGACCAUUCCGGCUUACUUAGAUCCUUCCUACAAGAUAUCAGAUUUCGCCACUGGUGUCACAUUUGCUUCUGCAGGCACCGGCUAUGACACUGCAACUUCAGAUGUGCUGUCUGUAAUACCACUAUGGAAGCAGUUGGACUACUACAAGGAUUACCAGUCUAAACUGAGAGCUUACCAGGGAGGAAAUGAAGCAAACGAAACAAUCAAAGAAGCUCUACACAUGAUGAGCUUAGGAACCAAUGACUUCCUGGAGAACUACUACUCCACAUUUCCACCAUCAGGCCGAUCAUCCCAAUACACUACCUCCCAAUACGAAAACUUUCUCAUCGGAAUAGCAGGUAAAUUCGUGAAGGAACUUUACCAACUCGGAGCUCGAAAAAUUUCCAUCGGAGGACUACCACCGAUGGGGUGCUUGCCAUUGGAGAGAACUAGCAAUAUCAUGGCUGGAAGUGGCUGCAUUUCGAGUUAUAACGAUGUGGCUCUGGAGUUCAAUAACAAGCUGAACAACUUGACCGUAAGCCUCAAUAAGGAGCUUCCUGGGAGCAGAGUGGUGUUCUCAAAUCCUUACUUCAUUUUCCUGCAUAUGAUAAGAAAGCCUUCUUCAUAUGGUUUCGAGGUGACAUCCACUGCUUGCUGCGCCACAGGAAUGUUCGAAAUGGGGUACGCAUGCAACCGAAACAAUAUGUUCACAUGCUCUGAUGCAAACAAAUACAUCUUCUGGGACUCCUUCCAUCCUACGGAGAAAGCAAAUCAGAUCGUCUCUGAUCACCUGCUCAAGAAUGUUCUCGCCCAGUUCCUUUAA
This is a messenger RNA of Argentina anserina (silverweed cinquefoil), 1053 nucleotides long. RefSeq names its product GDSL esterase/lipase At2g04570-like. The record is from RefSeq and is a predicted model, not a curated record. Gene Ontology annotation, molecular function: hydrolase activity, acting on ester bonds. The transcript is spliced from 3 exons. NCBI's taxonomy places the organism in Eukaryota, Viridiplantae, Streptophyta, Magnoliopsida, Rosales, Rosaceae. Bases 1 to 1053 code for a protein of 350 amino acids.